AAAAAUCAAAAUGAAACUUCUGGCUAUUUUCUCAACUGUUUUAUUAGCAGUCGCUGCUUCUACCAAUGAAGAUCAAUGGAUUGCUUUCAAGCAAACUCAUGGAAAAACUUACAAAAGCUUGUUGGAAGAAAGAACAAGAUUCGGAAUAUUCCAAAAUAACCUGAAGAAAAUCAAAGAACACAAUGCCAGGUACGACAAAGGAGAAGAGACCUACUUCUUGGGAGUCACUCGUUUUGCUGAUUUGACCCCUGAAGAGUUCGGAGAUUUCCUGAGGAGACAAAUCAAGAACAAACCUCGUUUACAUGCCACACCUACCGUAUUUCCAGAAGAUCUGGAAGUUCCAGAUUCCAUAGAUUGGACCGAGAAAGGAGCAGUUUUGGAUAUUAAAAAUCAACUAGAUUGUGGUUCUUGCUGGGCUUUCAGUACUACCGGAGCUUUGGAGGGACAAAAUGCCAUUCUGAACAAUGUGAAGAUAGCUUUGAGCGAACAGCAGUUACUCGAUUGUUCUUAUACGUAUGGCAAUGGUGACUGUGAAGAAGGAGGUCAAAUGUCAAACGCAUUCGAAUAUGUCACAGACUACGGAAUAGAAGCAGAGGAGUCUUAUCCGUACAAAGGCAAAGACACCGAGUGCCAGUACAAUGCCAGCAAAACAAUUUUGAAAAUUAAAGGAUACAAAAAUGUGAACGCAUCUGAGGAGGAACUCAGAAAAGCCGUUGGAACCAUCGGUCCGAUAUCGAUUGCCAUGCAUGCUAAUCCGUUUCAACUUUAUAUUGGAGGAAUAUACAAAGGACAAGGCUGUACACAUGAACUGAAUCAUGGUGUACUUGUGGUAGGUUACGGAGAAGUAUAUAAGUCGUCUGGUAAAACCAAGUUCUGGAGAGUCAAAAACUCAUGGGGAAGUGACUGGGGAGAAAACGGGUACUUCAGGAUCAAAAGAGAUGCUAACAAUUUAUGUGGUAUUGCCGAUGACCCCAGUUACCCAGUUCUAUACUAGGGAUCAUAAGGUCAUCAUUUGUCAUCAAAAAACUUGCUUCAUUCGAAAUUUUCAUCAACAAAUUAUGAUAUGUAACUGAAAAAUAAAUACAUAGAAGAACGAAAA
Molecule: messenger RNA, 1099 nt
Organism: Leptinotarsa decemlineata (Colorado potato beetle)
Lineage: Eukaryota; Metazoa; Arthropoda; Insecta; Coleoptera; Chrysomelidae
Product: cathepsin L-like proteinase
Biological process (GO): proteolysis
Molecular function (GO): cysteine-type peptidase activity
Source: RefSeq, a predicted model, not a curated record